Messenger RNA from Pundamilia nyererei, 1429 nucleotides. Its product is annotated as tubulin beta chain. The record is from RefSeq and is a predicted model, not a curated record. The transcript has 5 exons. Gene Ontology annotation, biological process: microtubule-based process. Bases 89 to 1423 code for a protein of 444 amino acids. NCBI's taxonomy places the organism in Eukaryota, Metazoa, Chordata, Actinopteri, Cichliformes, Cichlidae. Gene Ontology annotation, molecular function: GTPase activity; structural constituent of cytoskeleton; GTP binding. Gene Ontology annotation, cellular component: microtubule.
CGCUGCCACAAACUCUGCACAGUCAGUAGGUCAGCAGCCUUCACUUACUUCCAGCGCUCUCUGCUCCAUCACCAACUGUCCAUCCAUCAUGAGGGAAAUCGUGCACAUCCAGGCCGGCCAGUGCGGGAACCAGAUUGGUGCUAAGUUCUGGGAGGUGAUCAGCGACGAGCACGGCAUCGACCCGACGGGCACCUACCACGGAGACAGCGACCUGCAGCUGGACAGGAUCAGCGUGUACUACAAUGAAGCCACAGGUGGGAAGUACGUGCCCAGGGCCAUCCUAGUUGACCUGGAGCCAGGAACCAUGGACUCAGUCCGUUCUGGACCCUUUGGGCAAAUCUUCAGACCCGACAACUUUGUCUUUGGUCAAAGUGGGGCAGGAAACAACUGGGCUAAAGGUCACUACACGGAGGGGGCCGAGCUGGUGGAUUCAGUCCUGGACGUGGUGAGGAAAGAGGCCGAGAGCUGCGAGUGCCUGCAGGGUUUCCAGCUCACGCACUCUCUGGGAGGAGGCACCGGCUCCGGCAUGGGAACCCUGCUCAUCAGCAAGAUCAGAGAGGAGUACCCCGACCGCAUCAUGAACACCUUCAGUGUGGUGCCCUCCCCUAAGGUAUCAGACACGGUGGUGGAGCCCUACAACGCCACGCUGUCCGUUCACCAGCUGGUAGAAAACACCGAUGAGACCUACUGCAUUGACAACGAAGCUCUUUAUGACAUUUGCUUCCGCACCCUCAAGCUCACUACGCCCACCUACGGCGACCUGAACCACCUGGUUUCGGCCACCAUGAGCGGCGUGACCACCUGUCUGCGUUUCCCCGGGCAGCUGAACGCCGAUCUGAGGAAGCUGGCCGUCAACAUGGUGCCCUUCCCUCGUCUCCAUUUCUUCAUGCCCGGCUUCGCCCCUCUCACCAGCCGGGGGAGCCAGCAGUACCGCGCCCUCACCGUGCCGGAGCUCACCCAGCAGGUGUUCGACGCCAAAAACAUGAUGGCAGCUUGCGACCCUCGCCACGGACGCUACCUGACGGUGGCCGCCGUGUUCCGUGGGCGCAUGUCCAUGAAGGAGGUGGAUGAGCAGAUGCUGAACGUCCAAAACAAGAACAGCAGCUACUUUGUGGAGUGGAUCCCCAACAAUGUCAAGACGGCCGUCUGCGACAUCCCGCCGCGAGGCCUCAAGAUGGCCGUGACCUUCAUCGGCAACAGCACGGCCAUUCAGGAGCUGUUCAAGCGCAUCUCCGAGCAGUUCACGGCCAUGUUCCGCCGCAAGGCCUUCCUCCACUGGUACACCGGCGAGGGCAUGGAUGAGAUGGAGUUCACCGAGGCAGAGAGCAACAUGAACGACCUGGUGUCAGAGUACCAGCAGUACCAGGACGCCACCGCCGAGGAGGAGGGGGAGUUUGAGGAGGAGGUGGAGGAAGAUGCCUAAGUGAAA